Messenger RNA from Dufourea novaeangliae, 2331 nucleotides. RefSeq lists its product as uncharacterized. The transcript has 3 exons. Bases 1 to 2331 code for a protein of 776 amino acids. Gene Ontology annotation, cellular component: ciliary transition zone. Lineage: Eukaryota; Metazoa; Arthropoda; Insecta; Hymenoptera; Halictidae. The record is from RefSeq and is a predicted model, not a curated record. Gene Ontology annotation, biological process: non-motile cilium assembly; protein localization to ciliary transition zone.
AUGUCCAGCGAGGAUGUUGACUUCAUCAAAGGAUACGCGCUACAUGCAGAAAAUAAGGGGGAACAAGAUCUAAGUCUCGGUUAUGCUUAUCCUACGAUAAUUAAGUUAGAAGAUGCCAAUGUACUUGUAUUAAAUAGAAAAAGCUAUCGAAAAUCAAGUCAGGAAUCAAUAUUAAGGGAAGAUGGAUUAUAUGUUUCUGAUAAUCCUUUUAUUUACAGUGACAUUGAACCACAACUUGAUCAUAUGCAAAUCUUAGAAUAUCAGAGGAAACAUAAAUUCUCUGGAAAACUUGUAAAGAUUGUACUUCGUAAAGUCGAUAUUAAUACUUUAAGAGAUCAAUCAGAUACAAUCGAAAUUACAUCUGUUUAUUUGUUGUUUAAGAAUAAAGUUAUAUGUAAAACAAAUAGACCUUUCAAUAGAAAAUUACAUAAACUAUUGAUCAAGAAUUCAGAAUGCAACAAUUUAUUUAUACAGGUGCAUGCCAAAGGAGGACAGUCUAGUAUAUUGCCAUUGCCAUUACCUAAACGAAAUGUUGAAAACAAUAAAGUAGACAUAGACUUUGCAAUAAGUGAUAAUCUAGGUAGAAUACAUGGUGGCACAGUCACAUGUACCAUUACAUUAAAUAAUUAUGGUACAAAAGCACAAGAACCAUACACAACACAUUUUUACAAAUUAAGUAAUGAUCCAAAUGAUCCACAAAUUAGUCUAUCCUUACUCAGACCAACCAAAACUAUUUGCAAAAAACAAGUUAAAUAUUUUUUAUUGGAAGAUCCAGCAUUGACCUUCAAUAGUGAUCCAGAGGUCACUAUUUCUAAAAAAGUUCAAGUAGAUGAAGAAAAAUCACCAGAUAUAGUUGUAAUCGAACAACCAGCAUUUUCUUUAUUUGACAUAUCUUUUGGAGAUUUGUUUCAAGCUAAGAGACCAUUAGAACUACCAACAAGUACCCGAAGACACCAUGCAAUAGGAAAAACUAUUCUGACUGUUAAUGUGUUACGUGGAAUAGAAAUACCAAUCAGAGAAGAAUCUGCAUUGGUUCAACCAUUUGUAGAAGUUGAAUGGGGUAACACAGUUCACGCAACAGUUAUAGCAGAAGGACCAGCACCUGUGUGGCAACAAACAAUGCAUUUUGAGUUACCAAAACAAAAUGAUGAAUACUGUAUAAAAUUUCGUUUAUACGAUCAGCAUCCUGUUUGGGGUCAACAAUGGCUAGGUGAAACUAGAAUUCCGAUUGAGCAUCAUAGGAAUUAUCAAGAACUGGAACGAUGGAUCACAUUAUCUACUUUGUUCAGUCCAUUGCUAUUAUUUGGAUAUGUGCAAGCCAGUCCUGGUCAAUCAUAUACACGUAUUUAUGUUUUAAUUAAAAUGGAACAUCCAAGUACUCAGUCUAUGGAAAAUACUACUGUAAAUACGUUAUUGAAAGGAAUUCCAAGAUGUCUUGUUACACCAUAUAAAAUUAAUGAUUUGGAAAAUGCAAAGGAUGUUGCAAGACUAGCGAUGCUUAUACCAUCACUGCCAACCUAUUAUGGACCAGUAACACCACGUCAGGCAUUAAAUAUAAAGAAGGUAGAUCACUAUGGAAGAGCAGCUUUACUCGCAUCAUUGUUACAAGGCUUAAGUUUACAAACAUAUGUUUUAUUAGGUUCCUCGCAAAUCAGUAAGUGGACUGCAUUUGUUCUAAGUAUUAGUGAAAAUGGGAUAUACACAUUGUGGGACCCAGAAACAGGAAAUUAUCAUAAAAUGGAUGAUAGUCAUUGCCCCUUAAUGAAGGUUUCCCGUUUAAUCAAUCACUUUGGUAUGUGGGAAAAUUUACAAAAAUCUAUUUUACCUCAUAAUCUCAAAUAUGAUGUGAAAUCAAAUAAAGACUGGCGACCCAUUGAAUCAACUUCAGCAAAAAGUGAUCAUACAAUUCAAGUACUUGAAUUAAGUAUUACAGAUGAAGAAGUGAAGCAAUUUAAAAAAGUGUCUGUGGAGAUGGAGCAACAUUUGAAAGACAAAUUGGCUGAAUGGCGUAGUAUAGUUGGUUUGACAACAAUAUUUAAUCGACACGCAACAACUGUCUUACGAAAUUUUAUUUUGAAGAUAGAACCUUCUUCAGAACCACAGCUAGAUAAAAGAGAUUUGAAACAAUUGCACAGAGCUUACCAUAUACAUGGCUUUGUGUUGAAUAAGCGUGAUAGCAAUAAGAAUGAUUUAACUGAACAGUUAAAUGCAACAAAAAUUCAUAACAUUACUGGUCCAAUUGAAUUUGCUCUGGUGUGUCACAUACAGCCUUAUGUUGGAAAAAUAUGUUCGAUGUGGUUGGCUGUUAUAAUUCUAAGAAGUCGUGAUUAA